This is a messenger RNA of Phytophthora nicotianae INRA-310, 2095 nucleotides long. RefSeq lists its product as hypothetical. The coding region runs from base 174 to 1655 and encodes 493 amino acids. The transcript has a single exon. The record is from RefSeq and is a predicted model, not a curated record. Lineage: Eukaryota; Oomycota; Peronosporomycetes; Peronosporales; Peronosporaceae.
CAACUUGGUGUGAAGUUCUCGUGCCGUAUCAUCACUGUAAAGUUCGAUUUGAUGUGGCACACACCUUCUGUCAAGGCAGCUUUUCCUCGCCACGCAUUACGCCGAGACCCCCAGCAAGCUUCGCAGCCGCAUAUAUCGCGGCGCUUUCUCUGUGUAUAUCUUGCCCCUUCACAAUGGCUUCCACAUCCUCUUCGGCCGCAGUGGCUGCCAUGGUGCAGCGUGCGUCGCAGCAGUAUCUCGAAUGCCGUCGCAACGUUACGGCCAAGGUGGACGAGGUGAAGCUGCUGGACGAGCAGAUUGCCGCUGUGUUCCAGCAGAUCACGGCUCUUUCCGAGGCCCCUGAGGGCGAAGAAGAGCUCUCUGAUGAGGUAAAGGCUGCCGCUAAGAGCGUGGGACGCCUGGAGGUCUCGUUGCUCGGUGUGGAGGGCGAGGAACCCGUGCCCAACGCCACCAUCACCGUGUCCCUCGACCCGGAGUACGAGGAUGAUGAGUAUGAGACUGUGGAGGAAGUCGUGGAGAAGAAGGACGUUGUGGUUACCGAUGAACACGGCCACGUCGUGGAGGACGGUCAGGUGCCCGAAGAGGACGGCGAGAGUACGCCGCGCAAGCUCAAGACGACCACCAAAAUCACGCGUACUAUCAUUAAGAAGCGCGUCAAGAAGGAGAAGGAACCGGCUGUGCGCACCGUGGCUUGGAAUGCUGCUGCUAAGACGGAAGAGGAUGAGGAAUCGACGGCGCUGACGUUCCCCGCUACGUUCGUGUUCGAUCCGGUGCAGUCGCGCGAGGCGGUUGUGAUCAUCACUGUCGCUGCGCCUGCGUCGGAAGACGAUGAGGAGCCUGAACCCGUGAAGGAGAUUGAGUUCCCCAUCACAUCGCUGUUCCAGGACAACGUGUUGGACAAAUGGUACACCACUGCCGACGAAGAAGAGGUGGAGGAACCUACCACCAUCACGGAGCUGGUGGAGGAAGCGGUGAAGGAAGCUGUUGAAGAGGAGGUUGCCGCAGAGAAGGCUGAAGAGACCGAGGAAACCGAGAAGACCGAUGAGGCUGAGAAGGAUGAGAAGACGGAAAAGACUGAAAAGACUGAGGAGACUGAGGCGGACGGGGAGACUGAGGCGUCUGAAAAGACCGAGGACGAGAAGGCUGAGGAGGACGAGAAGGCUGAGGAGGAUGAGAAGGUUGAGGAAGACGAGAAGGUUGAAGUCGAGAAGGUUGAAGUCGAGAAGGUUGAAGUCGAGAAGGUUGAGGAACCCAAGCCGGUCGGUAGCCGUUUCCACGUGAAGGCUAGCUUUACGCUGUCUGAAGCCGAGAAGCUUAGCAUUUCGGUUGUGGCUCUGUCCAAGAAGAAGCAAGAGGCUGAGGCUGCGUUGCAGGUUCUGGAGCGUGAGGCUGCUAGUCUGCGUACCAAGUACGAGCGUCUGAAUGCGAGCCAGCGUCAGAUGAACGCGUCCAGCAUCUCUAAGCCCAAGUCCAACCUCCUUGGCGGCCGCUUUGGCGCCGGUGCUGUGCCUGUGCAGCGCAAGUCGUGGUACCAGAGCUCCUAUGACCGUGCAAGUGCCUUUGCCACCAAGCACCAGCAGCUUCUGGUUAGCGUCGCCAUGUUUACCGGCAGCGUCUGCCUCUUCCACUACAACGGCGAGAACCUGCUGGCUUAAGUGCAUCACGUAAAGAUACUACAGUAUUCUCUACGCUCAAUGCGCUCUCUUUUUUGUUGGGCACGUACACAAACUAGUGACGCAAAGCAAAGCUACCGUAGUGAUGACCAGAGCUGAGCUGCAUUCAUCUGUCCUAAUAGAUAUCAAUAGGUAUUUGGCUUCGCUCAAGUCAUAGGAAACGACCUCCGUUGUCUUCGUAUGUUCGGUAAGCGACGUAAUCGGUAACAAGCCUGACAAGAGCAAUCAUGUGAGAGUUCUUCCACCUCCUUAAGAGCUGAAUGCAAUUAGUUAUCCUACCGAACGACAUUGUGUCCGAGCUUGCAUCGCUGGAGAUCUUGCAACGUGAUCCUGGCCGGAUGCACUGGGGCCACCGCGUCAAAUACCUGCGUCUACAACAAAAGAUCAUUAAAUACUAGUACUACAAUAUCUAAAGUCCUGCA